UAGCGGUUUUUACCAGCAGAGCAGGCUUGUUUAUAGAGAGAGAAACGGAGAGAGAGGUUUUGGUUCUAUUCAACCACUCUUAAUUUGAAGUCAAAAUCCAAACUUCAAACCUUUGUUUCCUGAGAGUUUCUGAGAUCUGCCAUUCGACAACGCGAGGGAAUGACCAUGGAUGUUCUUCAGCUGCAGAGGCAGCUGCGCGAGCUUCAAGCUUCAAUGCAUCAGGAGGGAUUUAUCGACGAUCAGUUCACACAGCUUCAAAGGCUGCAAGAUGACAGCAGUCCUGAUUUUGUGAAAGAGGUCGUGACGAUGUACUUUGAUGAUUCUGAAAAACUCAUCGACAACAUGAAAAAGAUUCUAACUCAAGCACCUGUUGAUUUCAAACAAGUAGAUGCACAUGUUCAUCAAUUCAAGGGAAGCAGUGCCAGCAUUGGAGCUGCGAGAAUUAAAAACAUCUGCAUGAAGUUCAGAAAUUGCUGCGAGAAUCAGGACCACGAGGGGUGUUGGAGAUUGUUGCAACAAUUGCAGAAUGAAUACAGUUCCCUAAAGGGCCAUCUCAUGUACUUGUUCAGGCUGGAACAAGAGCUCCGUUCUGCUGGUGGUAAAAUCCCCUCACUGGAGUAGAUGGGAAAGUGAGAAUGAUUACCAAAGCCAAAAACAUUUGGUGGUACAGAUGAUCUGUAGGAGUUUUUAAAGGGUUAUAAAGUUUACCAACAUGGCAGUUUCUGAAUGAUUUUGUGGAAGGGAUAGUGCUGAUGUGAAUAAAGGAUUAUUUAUAUAUAGAAGUCCUGGUUCUAUAUAUCCUGUUGUUUAACAGUACACACAUGUUUCACUCAUUUUGUUGAUCUAGUUUAUUUGUUUGAAUUUUGAACCCUUGUAUGAAUAUUGAUUGAAAUUUUAGUUAGGAUUUUCUGGACUGAUAA
Neltuma alba is the source of this 920-nucleotide messenger RNA. RefSeq names its product histidine-containing phosphotransfer protein 1. The record is from RefSeq and is a predicted model, not a curated record. Gene Ontology annotation, biological process: phosphorelay signal transduction system; phosphorylation; cytokinin-activated signaling pathway. The transcript has 6 exons. Gene Ontology annotation, molecular function: histidine phosphotransfer kinase activity; protein histidine kinase binding. Gene Ontology annotation, cellular component: nucleus; cytoplasm. NCBI's taxonomy places the organism in Eukaryota, Viridiplantae, Streptophyta, Magnoliopsida, Fabales, Fabaceae. The coding region runs from base 160 to 621 and encodes 153 amino acids.